UUGCGGACGGAAGGACGGUUUUCGCGUAAAAACUUCGCUUAAAUUCGAGUGCGUAGUGGACGGGAGGAGAUUCCGGACGCAGGGAAAAGCCGCGCCCCUCGCCGUCUUUCGCGUUCCGGCGGAGGGGCUUUGCGCCUCGGCGCCAUGGAAUUGGCCAACGGUCCGUACAGCUAGCGGAGGCUGGCAGCGAUGGACAGCCUGCACGUCGGCGGCGGUCAACAGCCCGCCGCCAACAGUAAGACGUCUAGCAGGAGCGCGUCGCCGUGCAGGCACCGGCAAGGCGGCGACCACCACGUCGCCGGGGGCGGCGCCUACCACCCGCACCACGUCAAGAGUCUGAGCCACGGCUCCGCCGAGAGCGCCAAAAGCCACGAAGGCGGCGCCCACCACCACCACCACCACCGGCGGCACCGCUCCCCCACGUCUCAGGGCCGCGGCACGAUGGAGGCGGCGCCGGCGUCGGACCCGGGGGCGGCCGACGAUUCGACGCACGACGCCGACGCGUCCGACCUCUACGCGGCGUCGUUCGCGUCGAACGGCAGCGGCAAAGACGACGAGACCGACUACAAUAUCCUCGACGCUAAGACGAGCGCUGUCCUGGAGCACCUCGGAAACAAAAUAGUACGGGUGCGGGACCUCAUCAGGACCGAGCAGAAGCUCAGAGACGACAACGUCAACGAGUACCUGAAGUUGGCCGCGAACGCGGACAAGCAGCAGGUGCAACGCAUCAAGGCCGUGUUCGAGAAGAAGAACCAGAAGAGCGCGCAGGUGAUCGCGCAGCUGCAGCGCAAGCUCGACGGCUACCAGAAGCGCGUCCACGAGCUCGAGCGACACGGCGUGCAGGGGCACAGGCCGCCGCGCGAGGUGCUGCGCGACAUGGGCCAGGGGCUCAAGAACGUCGGCGGCAACAUCCGCGACGGCAUCACCGGCUUCAGCGGCUCGGUGAUGUCGAAGCCGCGCGAGUUCGCCCACCUCAUCAAGAACAAGUUCGGCAGCGCGGACAACAUCAGCCAGUUGUCGACUUGGUACGUAGGAGGAGGCGGAGCGACGACGACGAGCACGUCGGAGGGCACGCCUCCCACGGCCAGCGGCGGCAGCGACCAGGGCGACCACGCCAAAGUGUCGACGGCUGCGACGCCCACUGGUCGACACCACGGCUCGGCGACGCUACCGAUGACUGCCUCGCAGUCGUCGAUGGCGGCGGCCGCGGCCGCCGCGAAGAAAUUCCCCACGAGCGACGACGGCGCAGGCAGCGAAUGCGAGAGCAGCGUGACGAGCGACAGCAUCGGCAGGUACGGUCGGCCGCAGGACGUGCAGGAUUGCGUCGCGGAGCUCGGCAAGCGGCUCCGCGCGUUCCAGGAGCAGCUCGAAGGGUGCCGCGAGGGUCUCGAUUCGGUCAAAGCGCUGCAGACGGAAAUCCAGUUCCUGAACCUCGCCAUACAGGACGAGCGGUUCCGGACCGAGAGGCUCGAGGAACAGAUCAACGACCUCACGGAGCUCCACCAGAACGAGGUGGAGAACCUCAAGCAAGCGAUGGCCGACAUGGAGGAGAAGGUGCAAUACCAGAGCGAGGAGCGGCUUCGCGACAUCCACGAGAUGCUCGAGCACUGCCAGACCAAGAUCCAGAAGAUGGAGCACCAGGCGUUGCAGCAGCAGCAGUACGUGACGCUCGAGGGGCUGGAUAACUCGAACGCACGCGCCCUCGUCGUCAAGCUGAUCAACGUGCUACUGACGGUGCUGCAGGUGGUGCUGCUGCUGGUCGCGACCGGCGCCGGCAUCAUAAUGCCGUUCCUGCGGACGAGGGUCCGGAUCAUAACGACCGUCGUGUUCGUCGUGUUCGUGAUCUUCACGCUGAAACAAUGGCCCGAGGUGAGGGACAUCGGCGGUCACGUGAUGAAACGGCUCAAGGACACGCUCGACCCGGAGCAGUAGCGCGAGGGGGCGUGGUUUCGAAGUCCGACAGGGUGGGGGGUGCGGCUGUGAUUUUCGAGAUGGCGGACGACGACGACGCUGUCGCGCGCUCAAAACCGUCCCGGCCAGCGGCGGAGCACGGGCGGGGAAGCAUUGGAGGCCCAGGCCCCGCCCACAAACACACACACACACACACACAAUAUUUUAGGAAAUCGUUUGUUACGCGGCGCGGAUACAAAUUCUAUAGUUCUAUAUAUAUUAUAUACGUGGCUUAAGUAAUUUAUAUGCAGAUGAUUAGUUUUUAUUAUUUUUACGUCUAAUUUGUAUUUUUUGCGUAGUUUCGAGAAUAAAGGAUUAAUUUUUCUUUUUA
Cylas formicarius (sweet potato weevil) is the source of this 2281-nucleotide messenger RNA. RefSeq names its product transmembrane and coiled-coil domains protein 2 (gene Dmtn). The transcript is spliced from 9 exons. NCBI's taxonomy places the organism in Eukaryota, Metazoa, Arthropoda, Insecta, Coleoptera, Brentidae. Bases 190 to 1932 code for a protein of 580 amino acids. Gene Ontology annotation, cellular component: endomembrane system. The record is from RefSeq and is a predicted model, not a curated record.